Molecule: messenger RNA, 2141 nt
Organism: Erigeron canadensis
Lineage: Eukaryota; Viridiplantae; Streptophyta; Magnoliopsida; Asterales; Asteraceae
Product: monocopper oxidase-like protein SKS1
Exons: 9
Coding region: 131-1915 (594 amino acids)
Cellular component (GO): plasma membrane
Molecular function (GO): copper ion binding; oxidoreductase activity
Source: RefSeq, a predicted model, not a curated record
ACACAAACACAUUUCAAACAAUAAAAAAAACAUUCCACAGGCCUGUUUUUUUAUUCUUAAAUAACAAACAAAUCCAUUUCUCUUGAUAAUGUAAAAAACCCUUAAACCCCAAUAAAAAUCAACUGUAAAAAUGGUGUUUUUUGGGUUCAGUUUAUAUUGGUUUGUGUACGCUGGUUUGCUGUUUAGUGGUUUGUGUUAUGCUGCAGAUCCAUUUGCAAAUUUUGAACUUGAAUUUGAUUAUUUGACUGUUUCUCCCCUUGGUGUUUCUCAACAGGUCAUCGCAGUGAAUGGAAAGUUUCCCGGGCCGACACUAAAUGUUACAACGAAUUACAAUGUUGUUGUCAAUGUCAGGAACAAAUUGGAUGAAAGCCUUCUUGUUACAUGGCCAGGUAUAGAAAUGAGACGAGCUUCAUGGCAAGAUGGAGUGAUUGGAACUAAUUGUCCUAUUCCUGCAAAAUGGAAUUGGACUUACCAGUUUCAAGUCAAAGAUCAGAUUGGUAGCUACUAUUAUGUCCCAUCUAUUAAUUUUCAACGAGCAGCUGGUGGUUUUGGUGGUUUCAUAGUCACAAACCGCAAAGUUAUUUCGCUUCCAUUCAAUACUCCUGAUGGAGAUAUUGUCAUUACGAUUGGUGAUUGGUAUACUCGCAGCCAUAAGGAUUUGAGAGCUUCCCUUGAUGCUGGAAAGGAACUUGGUAUGCCAGAUGGAGUUCUCAUUAAUGGAAAGGGUCCAUUUAAAUAUAACUCCUCUGUACCAGAUGGCAUCGAGCAUGAGACGCUUAAUGUCGAUCCAGGGAAAACAUAUCGAGUUCGUGUGAUCAAUGUUGGAGUGUCAACAUGUUUGAAUUUUAGGAUACAGAGUCAUAAUUUACUUCUAGCAGAAGCAGAGGGACAUUAUACUUCCCAACAAAACUAUACUAGUUUGGAUAUCCAUGUUGGGCAGUCAUACUCCUUUCUUGUAACCAUGGAUCAGAAUGCAAGUAGUGAUUACUAUAUUGUUGCAAGUGCCAGAUUUGUGAAUCAAUCAGAAUGGCAAAGAGUUACUGGUGUUGCUGUUUUGCACUAUUCAAAUUCUAAAGGACGGGCAUCUGGUCCUCUUCCCGACCCUCCAAAUGAUGGAACCGAUACUUCUUUUGCAGUGAACCAAGCUAUGUCCAUCAGGAUGAACAACACAGCAAGUGGAGCCCGUCCAAACCCGCAAGGUUCUUUCCGCUACGGUUCUAUUAAUGUGACCGAUGUGUAUACCUUAAGGAAUGUUCCGCCUCUCACAAUCGAUGGGAAGCUCCGGGCCACGUAUAAUGGGAUCUCAUUUGUGAACCCCAAUACACCAGUGAGGCUUGCAGAUAAUUACAAACUGAAGGGAUCCUACAAGCUUGACUUCCCAAAUACACCUCUAAAUAGACCUCCUACCAUGGACAGAUCUCUUAUCAAUGCUACCUACAAAUCAUUUGUGGAGAUCAUAUUGGAGAACAAUGAUACUGCAGUUCAGAGCUUUCAUAUGGAUGGUUAUUCGUUUUUUGUUGUUGGGAUGGCGUAUGGGGAAUGGACAGAAAACAGCAGGGGUUCUUAUAACCGGUGGGAUGCAAUAGCACGUUCUACCACACAGGUUUUUCCUGGAGGAUGGACAGCAAUAUUGGUUUAUCUUGAUAAUGUUGGAGUAUGGAAUCUUAGGACAGUAAACCUUGACAAAUGGUAUCUGGGCCAAGAAACUUAUUUGAGAAUCGUGAAUCCUGAAGAUGAUGGCCAGAAAACGGAAAUGCCGCCACCAGAUAACGUUUUGUUCUGUGGUGCUCUUGCCCACAUGCAAAAGCCACAGCAAGGCUCGUCUUCAGCUCCUACAAGUCUACAAGAAUCACUGAAGCUGAACUUCACCAUCAUGAUGUCAUUUUUAGCUGUUAUCAUCUACAUGAUACCAUAAAAAUCUUUUUGAGUUGGGAUUUAACUUGAUUGUUCAAAGGAGGUUGGUUUCUGGGUAAUUAGCGUUUUCUUUCAUUGUUUGAGAAUUGGGGUGGUUCUAAGAGCAGAUUAUUAGUUGUUCUUUUUAGUGAAAAAAGUAUAGGAUUAUCUUCUUUGUAUGCUAAAAGCGUCAAAGACAUUGUAACCAUAUUUUCAUUAUUUUGGUACCAAUUAGCUUGUUCAUGAUC